This is a messenger RNA of Labrus bergylta (ballan wrasse), 1825 nucleotides long. Lineage: Eukaryota; Metazoa; Chordata; Actinopteri; Labriformes; Labridae. The record is from RefSeq and is a predicted model, not a curated record.
GCCGCCUGAACCCGGAACAUUGGAAAUGGUGUGAAUUCUCGGUGUGUUGUUGCGGUGAACCCAUGCUGGAUUAAGACAGACGUGAUCUAGUACCCGGUGUGUGAACUCUACAUGGUGUGAACUCAGAGAGACUCAGAGAGCUGGUCUCGUCCUGUAGACUCAGAGAGCUGGUCUCGUCCUGCAGACUCAGAGAGCUGGUCUCGUCCUGCAGACUCAGAGAGCUGGUCUCGUCCUGUAGACUCAGAGAGCUGGUCUCGUCCUGUAGACUCAGAGAGCUGGUCUCGUCCUGUAGACUCAGAGAGCUGGUCUCGUCCUGUAGACUCAGAGAGCUGGUCUCGUCCUGUAGACUCAGAGAGCUGGUCGAUGAUGAUGAUGAUGAUGCUGGAGAGGAGCAAGGUGACGAUGGUAGCAGAUAUCUUCUUCAGCCGGAGACACUGUGAGAGAGAGGAGAUCAUCCACUGUCGCUGCUCCAGAGCCUUCGUACAGGAUCGGGAGCUGUAUCGCUCUGACAACAGAUUGCUCUGCCUUGACCUGGCUGACUCUACAGUGGGAGAAACGGAUGAGGAAGAAGAAGAGGAGGAGGAGGAUGAAGAGGCUCUGUUGAUGGCCAGCAUGGGUCUGCCUCUGGCCUUUUCCAGUUCCUCCAGGCAGAGGAGAGAGAACAGAAAGCCUGCUGCAUGCUGGGUAGAAACAGCAGCUGAGGAGGAGGAGGAGGAAGCUGAACAAGAUCUACAGGUAGAUGACACAGCUGAUCAGAAGGAAGAGAGUGACCCACUGGAGGAAGGAACAAGAGGCACCCAAGAUGCCGGCUGGGAAGCCUACUGGGCUCAACAGGGUGAAGCGCUGCUCUGGAGCAGCUGGCUGCAGCAGCAUCCACAGACAGAUCAUGUGUCUACAGAAGCAGCAGCAGCUCCUUGGGAUGACCCAGACACGAGCGCUGCGUGGGAGAAACAUGCAGCAGAGACAUACUACUCCUACUGGGAGCAGUACUCAUACUGGGCCUCACAGGGCUGGAGCACCGAGCUGACCGGCUGUGAAGGUACAGAGACCUGCUCAGAGGAACAGAGGGAUGAGAGUGGAGCUGAAGUCCAACAGAGACAAGAGGACGAUGAGGAUGUUGAGACUUUGAAUGAUCUGCUUGAACAGAGCUGCUCAUUAAAAGCAGGGGGGAGCACUGUGUCUGACUCCAUGAACAAACUCUCUGAUGAUCCCUCUGACGGCGGGAACGAUCGCAAGAGACCUGCUACCUCCUCGCAGACGAACACAGCAGAGCAGAAAGAUUCCCAGCAGGUUUCCUCCCGCUCUGACAGACAGAACGUCUCAGGUAAUAAACCAACACUAGAAGGAGAUGAUGACGAUGAUGAUGUUAACAAACCUCCAGGAGGAGGACAAGCUAAAGUCAAACGCAGUCAUGAGCUGGAUUUGGAGGAAAGCCCACAGCUGACACCAGAAGAAGCGUGGAGUAGACUGGGACUCAAACACAACUCUAACCCUCUGUUCGACACGGUGCUCAGAUUUAAAGGCGGAGGCGAUCAGAAGAGUCAGAGGAAGUGGCUCGACAAGAGAUCCGUCUGCAGCAUCAACAAACACAUCCGCUUCUCAGAGACGGGCGGAGGCAACACAGAGCCCAAGAUCAGCUCCACCCUCUGCAAGAAAAACUGGUGAAGCAGUGACAGGUGAUUGGAGGCUCAUUGGGGGGGUAGUGAAGUGAAGGCUGGCCCGUGUGGUCGGAUCAAACAGAGGAUCCACUGAAGCUCAAACUGCUGAAGAAGUCAGAAAGGUGUCAGAACACACACACACAGGGCCUCGACGGGUCAGAGGGGGG